Molecule: messenger RNA, 1304 nt
Organism: Vigna radiata var. radiata (mung bean)
Lineage: Eukaryota; Viridiplantae; Streptophyta; Magnoliopsida; Fabales; Fabaceae
Product: salicylate carboxymethyltransferase-like
Exons: 4
Coding region: 44-1165 (373 amino acids)
Biological process (GO): methylation
Molecular function (GO): S-adenosylmethionine-dependent methyltransferase activity
Source: RefSeq, a predicted model, not a curated record
AAAAACAAAGAGUGAAAAGCAUAUAAGAAGAUCAGAUAGAAGAAUGGAGGUAGCACAGGUACUGCGCAUGAACGGUGGUGCUGGAAAAACAAGCUAUGCAAACAACUCCUUUGUUCAGAAAAAGGCUAUUACUUUAUCGAAGCCCAUAAGAGAGGAAGCCAUUAUUAGUUUGUAUAGCAACACACUCCCGAGAAGCUUGGCAAUUGCAGAUUUGGGUUGCUCUUCUGGACCAAACACUUUCUCUGUGGUGUCUGAACUCAUCAAGACCCUGGAGAAGCUUUGUCGGAAGCUGAACCAUAAAUCUCCAGAGUACAGGGUGUUUCUGAAUGAUCUUCCUGGGAAUGACUUCAACAGCAUCUUUAAUUCCCUUGACAACUUUAAAGAGAAAUUGCAAACAGAAGUGAAAGGUGGGAUUGGUCCAUGCUACUUCUCCGGAGUUCCGGGUUCUUUCUAUGGCAGGGUUUUCCCAGAUCAAAGUCUUCAUUUUGUUCAUUCCUCUUACAGCCUUCAAUGGCUAUCUAAGGUUCCUGAGGGUAUAGAGAACAACAGGGGGAACCUUUAUAUAGGAAGAACAAGCCCACCAGAUGUUGCGAGAGCUUACUACCACCAAUUUCAAAGAGAUUUCUCUUGUUUUCUCAAAUGUCGUGCGGAGGAACUGGUUGAAGAAGGUCGUAUGGUUCUCACAAUUUUGGGAAGAAGAAACGAUGCCAAGGAUCCAGCUAGCAUGGAGGGUGGCUACCUUAUUUGGGAGCUUAUGGCUAUGGCUCUUAGUGAAAUGUGUGUGCAGGGAAUAAUAAAGGAAGAGCAAUUGGAUAGUCUUAACAUCCCACAGUACACUCCAUCACCAUCUGAAGUGAAAUUGGAAGUUCUUAAAGAAGGGUCGUUUAUGAUCAAUCGUGUAGAGGUGUGCCAGGUCAAUUGGAAUCCUCUUGAAGAUUGGAACGCUCUUGAGUUUGAAUAUGAAAGGUCUGAAUCACUUAGUGAGAGUGGAUAUAACCUGGCACAGUGCAUGAGGUCUGUGGCGGAACCUAUGCUGGUUAGCCACUUUGGUGGACAUAUCAUUGAAGAGGUUUUCAGCCGUUUCCAGAAAAUUCUGGCCGAUCGUAUGUCUAAGUGUAAAACUGAGUUCAGUAACAUUACGAUAUCGAUGACUAGGAAAGCAUAGCCAGAAGUUUGCAUCUAGGGUUUCUCAAAUGCAUUAUAUAUAUUGUAGUUGUUGUGUUGAAGAAAAAUAAUUAGUAUACUAGUGUUGGGUUUUUUCAAUUAGACAUAUUAUUAAUAAUCUUUUUGAGACUUAGUAUCUA